GAAUGAGAUGGAGCGCCACUUCCUGGAACUUCUGCAAUUUAACAUCAAUGUGCCGGCCAGCGUCUACGCCAAGUACUACUUUGACCUGCGACAGCUGGCCGAUGACAACAACCUCAGUUUCCCACUGGAACCCCUCAACAACCAGCGUGCCCAGAAACUAGAGGCCAUUUCAAGACUAUGUGAAGACAAGUACAAGGACCUCAGUCGAGCCGCAAUGAGGCGAUCUCUCAGCGCAGACAACCUGAUAGGUAUACGACGCUCCAAUGCUGUGCUCUCAUAGACUGCUGCCCUCUGACCUCCAAAGUUCAGCUAACCCACAGCCAACCCCAGAAAGCAUUACCCACAGAGUUAUCAGGCAAGGACAAACCGCCACUGUAUGACCUGUCCACACGGUAAUUUACAUUACAGCUGUAGACGUGCGUGAUUGUUAAAUUAAAGGUGUUUACCUUAUCUGAA
Molecule: messenger RNA, 456 nt
Organism: Haplochromis burtoni (Burton's mouthbrooder)
Lineage: Eukaryota; Metazoa; Chordata; Actinopteri; Cichliformes; Cichlidae
Product: cyclin-Y-like protein 1
Biological process (GO): regulation of canonical Wnt signaling pathway; regulation of cyclin-dependent protein serine/threonine kinase activity
Cellular component (GO): plasma membrane
Molecular function (GO): cyclin-dependent protein serine/threonine kinase activator activity; protein kinase binding
Source: RefSeq, a predicted model, not a curated record